AACCCUCAACAAUAUUGAUAGCUGAUUUAAUUCAGCAUUUAAUUUACUGCUCGCUGGGCACCCACUCUCCUAUUUCACUCCAUUUCCUCUUUUAAUAUCUGGAGAAUACAUCUUACUAUAAUGAUGUCUUCCUCUUUCAUUCUGAACACUUGCAUUGAUACGUGCCCUUUCUUUGUGGUCUUGUGUUUAGUGCUUUUUAUAAUUGCGUUAGGUGGGACAUGAGGUGAGAAUGUGAAAUAUUCAUUAUGCUUUACACAUGUAGUUUUAUAUUAUUCUUUAGGUGCACGAAUUGUUCAAUUAUGUGCCGAGCGUUAAGAGAAUCAGCAUCAGAGCAGUUUCACAAAGUUGUGUAUGAAAACCUGCUGCCAAAGCACACUGCCACUGUUUACCAGUGCACUGGGUGCCCUCUCUGUCACACCCAACUUAAUUACCAUCCUAAGUGGAUAGUGAGUGAAAAAUAGCAGUCAUACAUGAUGUGAUCACUAUUUCACAUCCUGGCGCAGAAGGCCAGGGAGUGGACUCAACCCGCCUGGUCAGUAACAGUACAGCGUUAGCUAAUAAAGAGCAUGCAGCCACAGUUCUCUGGGAGUCUGUCAUAAUCCACUUUUGAAAUAUGUUAAAACCAAGCGCGAGUUUCAUGGCUGUCUGAGACAUUCUUUAUUGCUGCAUAAAAACUCAGAGGUGAUCUGAGGGAGCGUCAGUGGGCUACACAAAGAGAAGCCGAGAGAGCAGUUGUUACUCUGUAAACUGAAGAUCAAACCCAGUAUUUUACACAACAUGAGGGCUGCAUCUUACAGCCAGAAGAGCCUGCAGGUUAAAGGCUCCAGCGGCAGAGUAAGGGUUCAGAGCCCGUCACCUUCCCGGUGCCGUGGAUCUUCGUAUGACAGUCGCGGACGCUCCGGUAAUCGCAGCACUGCCAUCGAGUUGGGCACAGAGAUACACCAGCAACAUGCCAACGAGAAAGAGGAAAUGCAGGAACUCAAUGUCAAGUUUGCAGGAUACAUUGCAAAGGUCCAGGCACUAGAGCAGAGAAAUGCUGCUCUUCAUGUUGAGUUGGCUGCACUGCAGAGCCGCUACAAGGGAAGCCCGUCAGGUAUCGGAGAAGAAUACGAGCUCAAGUUUAAAGAGGUGCGGGACCUGAUUGAGGCCCUGACUAAUGAGAAGGGAGUAGCUGACAUCGAACGUGGCUACAUCGAAGAAGAGGUUGAAGUGUGGAGACUAAAGCUUGAGGAGGAGCUGGCACUGAAAGAAGAGGCAGAGAUGAUCCUGAGUGAGUUUCGUCAAGAUGUUGACGGUGCCACACUGCAGAAGGCUGAGCUGGAGAAGCGCAUAGAGCAACUAGUGGCCGAGAUAGAGUUCCUCAAGAAGCUGCAUGAUGAAGAGGUGGCUGACCUCAUGAAGCAGAUUGAGGACUCAAAGAUUACCGCAGAGCUUGACGGAGAUCGGCCUGACCUGGCUGCUUAUCUGCGCAGCAUGCGUGCAGAGAUAGAAUCUGUUGCCGCCCGCAACGUCCAGGAAGCUGAGAAGUGGUACAAGAGCAAGUUUGACACCCUCAAGGAGCAUGCUGGCAAACACGAGGGCCAAAUGAAGACCAUGAAAGACGAAAUCACGACCUUCCACACCCAAGUGACAGAGCUGCAGAACCAGAUUGAUGGACUGAGGUCUAGCAACUCAGCCCUGGAUCAGCAGCUAGAGGAGAUGGAUAUGUCCCACAUGGAUAAGGUGGAGACUCUCGAGGGUGUCAUUGCUCAAUUGGAGGCCCAGCUCUGCGAAACCAAACUGGAGAUGACCAAGUAUCUCCAAGACUACCAGGAACUGCUGCACAUUAAGCUCAAGCUGGAUGCGGAGAUCGCCACCUACAGAAAGCUGCUGGAAGGAGAGGAAAAUAGGCUUGGAAUUGCCAAAGAUGUCUAAAUAUCUGGGAUGAGGGGAGCCGCAAGUCCAAAGCAGCCACAGCGAAGGCCAGCCGAGCAUUGUGAAAUGGAUUCUUCCGAUCUUUCCCUUUCUUCCACUGCUCUACCCUCCUUACUCCAACGACUGGGUAUUGUUUGAAAUGUUUUGAUACCAGUGACCAUUUGACACCUCAAUUUAACAAAUGUGGACAAUGAUAUCAAAUAUCAUUAUUGAUGUAAAAUGUUGUCUAAACACAUGUUCUUUAGCAAUAACUUUGCCUGAAUAGAAUAUUUUAAAACUGGCAAAAUGUGGAUUUUAUAAACUGAGGGAAAACAUAUACCUACUCUGGUGAGGUGCUGGCUUUUAGGCAUACAUCCUAAAGAAGGCUUGUGAGUGUGGCUUUCCCAAAAUUUGGAUUCGAAUCAGUAGGUAUCUGAUCAAAAAUAAAGUAAAGAAGAUUACAAAUAUGAGCAGAGAUUGCCAGAUUUCUGUACUUGACCACAUUUUCAUCUGUACCCAAAAGUAUUGAGGUUUGAUACCCAGCCCUUCUUACCCUGUGCUUACCUUGCCACACCCUGGCCCCAUUAUCCUUAUGUCUUUGCUUACAAUGCCUGUUUGCCUCCCAGUCCUUCAAAUUUGACAUAAUUUCCUCUAAAACAACCGCCCUGUCCUUCUGUCUGUAACAAGCUCUACCCUGUUGCCCCCUGGUUUUCUCAGGUCCCCUUAGUAAUACACUUUUCCUUUACUCCUUUUCCUACAACACCCUUGCUGAAUUCACCUUCCCUUUUUUCCUGUCAAAUCAACCCCACUGUUUUACUUCUGUCCCUCCCUUUUGCUAAAUCUUCUCACUUUUUGCUGCCUCUGCUUCGCUCGAUUCAACUUUAGGAUCUUACCUCCUUUACAAAAAACACCGUUUGUCCUGCUGUGAUGUGUCACAUCUCAACCCAAACAAAGCAGGACUGAUAACAUCAGUGUUUUGCUGGUCUUUGCGGUACACCCUGAUUUUUACAAAUGUUUUGACGCGACACGACUAUUGACCAUUUACACUAAUGUUGACCAACUGUUACCUAAUAAAGAUUGAAGUGAGUGCAUACACAAUAAUGCAUUGAUCUUUUUUUUUUCCUUUCUCCUGUGAAUUAUAUGGUGUACUCCUUUUCUUAUUGUCUACUUCAUAUCUUUUUGUUCUAACUUUAUUUCUCUGUCUGCUCUCUAUUCAUCUCUCCACCAUUAUUUUAUCCUACUUUAUUUAUUCCCACAAAACAGUAAAUGUGCUGAAAAGCAGUUUUUAC
Messenger RNA from Cottoperca gobio, 3182 nucleotides. It is a transcript of the gene vimr1, whose product is annotated as desmin. Bases 778 to 1914 code for a protein of 378 amino acids. Gene Ontology annotation, cellular component: cytoplasm; intermediate filament. Gene Ontology annotation, molecular function: structural constituent of cytoskeleton. Gene Ontology annotation, biological process: intermediate filament organization. The record is from RefSeq and is a predicted model, not a curated record. Lineage: Eukaryota; Metazoa; Chordata; Actinopteri; Perciformes; Bovichtidae. The transcript has a single exon.